CGGAGACCCACGGGGGCGUCCGUAGAGUGGCAGUGUGGCGCCGACGGCGGCGCAUCGGCAGAGCACAGCGCGCACUCCACGCUGCCAAGUCGGCCCGAACCCAGCCGAUGGCAGCGCACCCUCAGCGCGGGGCGGUGAGCCGUCUGCGAUGGAAGGCAGCGUCGAUUGGCAGGAUCUGUUUGAGAAGUUGAAGUGGCCAGUGGUGGCCUUGCUGGCCGCGCUGUGCAUACGCAACAACAAGCCCAUCAUGGCCGUGAUCCUGCCGCUCCUGCUGUACCACCACCACACCGUGCAGGCUAAGCAGCAGGCGGCCUCGCGCGACGCCGGAGAGGCCGGCGAGGACGACGCCCACGACGCUGACUUCGAGGACGAGGGCCAGGGAGACAGCGACGACGAUGGCCCCGAGGGCCACAGGGGCGGGGACCCCUACGACGCCGGCUUCUGGGACGGCGGGGCGCCGACGGCCGGCGGGCCCGGCGCGGCGCGGGCCGCGGCGCCCGCGGCCCGCGGCGGCCUCGCAGCACAGGCGCAGGCCAGCGGGGGCGGCCGCGCGGCGGGGGCGGGCGGCCUGGACGGCCUGGGCGGCCUGGACGGCCUGGACGGCCUGGACGGCCUGGACGGCCUGGACGGCCUGGGCACGGCGCUGGAGCACUUCGAGAACUGUUUGGGCUGCCCGUUCGAAGGCCUCACGGUCGCGGCUCGAGCGGCCCAGAAGAGCGGGCACAGCACGGGCAUGAGCGCCAAUGCGCACAAGUACGCCAGGGAGUUCGGCAUCACCGAGGCUGGCUGCCCCUGGAGGUCGCCCACCAGCAGCACCGAGAGCGACUGGGAGCAGCAAGGCAUCGGCAGCGUGCCAGAGGACCCCCACGCCAUCGCGCAGGACGACGUCGAGGAUCGGCUCGACGACCUGAAGGCGAUGCUGCACAACAUCCGCGCGGACCUCAAGGACGCCACCCCCCAGGUCGUCCCUGAAGAGUUCGAGGAGAUCCCUGCUCUCCCAUCUCUCGACGCCACGGCCGAGCGGCACGAGGCGGCGAAGAAGGCGGGGCUCGCCGAGACACCCGAGCGGGGCGACGGCGGCGAGCUGCAGCAGAUCUCGGCGCGCACGGCCGCCUCGCCGGGCUCCGAGGCGAGCAGCACCAGCAGCAGCAGCGCGCGCGCCGGCGGGACCGAGGACUUCGGCUGCUGCGGCUCCGCAUCCAAGGGCGACGCGUGCGCCUGCGUCAUGGAGCAGGUGGUGCAGCUGGGGCCGGACGGCAAGAGCACGAAGCAGCAUAGCAGCAAGGGCGACCAGGGCAGGCACCUCUACGUCGGCGGCGACCAGGGCAGGCACCUGAACGUCGACGGCAUGGGGGUGAGCAACGGCGGGGGCAAGUGCGCCUACGCCUCGGAGGAGCAGGGGCUGCUGGGGCCCCACGGCGAGGGCAGCACGCAGCAGAACCACAAGGGCGACCAGGGCAGGCACCUGCACAUCCAUGGGAAGGACUUGAGUAUCGGCGCCGCGCUGACGGUCCAGGCGCGCGAGCGGACGGCCAGCUUGGAGGAGCGGCAGACGGUGCGGGAGCCCACCCUCGCGAUGCAGGAAGCGGAGAUGCCCCGCGUUGCGGGCGCCUCCUACCGCGGCUUCUCCGUGCAGGAGGAGCUCGCCAUGGGGGCGGGCCUAGAGGAGGCCCUGAGCACCAGCGUCGAGCAGCAGAAGGACCAGGACAGCGACUCCGACGUUCCACCCUGGGAGAUCGACGACCCAGCGGACGACGAGGAGACUCGGGAGUCCCAGUUGGCCUUCCGGCGGCGCUACCCCAAGAACUGA
Molecule: messenger RNA, 1810 nt
Organism: Prorocentrum cordatum
Lineage: Eukaryota; Dinophyceae; Prorocentrales; Prorocentraceae
Source: the annotation of a GenBank genome assembly